This is a messenger RNA of Orycteropus afer afer, 987 nucleotides long. RefSeq names its product serine dehydratase (gene SDS). Gene Ontology annotation, biological process: L-serine catabolic process; L-threonine catabolic process. Lineage: Eukaryota; Metazoa; Chordata; Mammalia; Tubulidentata; Orycteropodidae. Gene Ontology annotation, molecular function: pyridoxal phosphate binding; L-serine ammonia-lyase activity; threonine deaminase activity. The transcript has 7 exons. The record is from RefSeq and is a predicted model, not a curated record. Bases 1 to 987 code for a protein of 328 amino acids.
AUGAUGUCCGGAGAGGCCCUGCACGUGAAGACCCCCAUCCGGGACAGCAUGUCCCUGUCCAAGGUGGCGGGCACCAGUGUCUACCUCAAGAUGGACAGUUCCCAGCCCUCUGGCUCCUUCAAGAUUCGGGGCAUCGGGCAUCUCUGCAAGACGUGGGCUGAGCAAGGCUGUGAGCAUUUCGUCUGCUCCUCAGCGGGCAAUGCGGGCAUGGCAGCCGCCUAUGCUGCCAGGAAGUUGGGCAUCCCUGCUACCAUCGUUGUGCCCAGCACCACACCUGCUCUCACCAUUGAGCGGCUCAAGAAUGAAGGCGCCAUAGUCAAGGUGGUAGGUGAGACAUUGGAUGAGGCAGUUGAUCUGGCCAAGGCCCUGGUGAGGAACAGCCCAGGCUGGGUCUAUAUCCCCCCCUUUGAUGAUCCCCUCAUCUGGGAAGGCCACACCUCCAUCGUGAAAGAGCUGAAGGAGACGCUGAGUGCAAAGCCGGGGGCCAUUGUGCUGUCCGUGGGCGGAGGGGGCCUGUUGUGUGGAGUGGUCCAGGGGCUGCAGGAGGUUGGCUGGGAGGACGUGCCCAUCAUUGCCAUGGAGACCAUCGGUGCCCACAGCUUCCAUGCUGCCACUGCUGCCGGCAAGCUGGUCUCCCUGCCCAAGAUUACCAGUGUUGCCAAGGCCCUGGGUGUGAAGACCGUGGCAAGUCAGACCCUGAAGCUGUUUCGGGAACACCCCAUUUUCUCUGAAGUUAUCUCAGACCAGGAGGCUGUGGCUGCCAUUGAGAAGUUUGUGGAUGAGGAGAAGAUCUUGGUGGAGCCCGCCUGUGGGGCAGCCCUGGCCGCAGUCUACAGCCGCGUGAUCCAGAAGCUGCAGGGAGAGGGGAAGCUCCGAGCCCCGCUGGCCUCGGUCGUGGUCAUCGUCUGCGGGGGCAGCAACAUCAGCCUGGCCCAGCUGCGGGCCCUCAAGGAACAGCUGGGCAUGAAGAACGGGCUGCCCAAGUGA